CUUUUUGCAACGAACUAGACGUCUGACGAUUUACAUACGUUAUCUGUGACCUUCAAACAGAUAAUGUGCAAAAUUUCUAUAAAUUUUGAGCUUUGAGAAAACAGUUUAGAUGCUUCUUAAAAUUACAACUUUGCCUGCGUCCCAGAGCCAGCUGUCCCGGAACUGUGAGUGCUGACUGUACACUAGCAUUCUAGCACUAAAGUACGACCUAUUUUGAAAAUAUCCGCCUUGCGAAAACUCUUGCAUGUUUUUGGCGCCACCUCCUGGACUAUAAAUUGAACAAAUAGCCUCAUGCAGAAAAGUGCUGAAUUUUGAAUUUUGUUGAGACUAUCGAUAGUUUGGAUGGUUUCUGACUAUCGAUAUCGAUAAUAUCAUAGUUCAUUGGUCGUGGUGGUGCUCCUGAAAAUGCUCAACACUGCACACAGUGAUGCCAGCUCGUGAUCGAGAGUUUUGUGAAAUUAGAAAAAGAUAAAGUCUGUUUUUUUUUUAAAGAUAAUUCCCCAAGUCAAAAAUUUAGUAACUAUGUUGGCAACACAAGCCUUUUCUACAUAAAAAAAUUGAAAGCUUUGACAAUUUUACGUUGCAUUGCCAACACAAUAUCAUUUUGACUUUUAUCUUUAAAAAAAAAAACAGAUUUUAUUUCCCUUUUUUACUUUGACACUUGUUCACUUGGCAACAUUGGAAGCAAAUGUCCAAUUGAAAUAAUUGAAUGUUUUUUAUUAGUGCCUUAAUUUAUAAAUAAAAAUGUAUUAUUAAAGGUUUUGAAUUAUUAUUUAUAUAAGUUUUAGGUACUCCUACUAUAUGCGUUGGGGGAAGCACAGAAGUGAAACCCCAUUAUUUUUAGAAUCUAUUUUCAAUUAUAUAAAGAGGAAUAGGAAGCACUGGUGGUGAUCAGUUCGAGAUGGAGGGAAAUCAGCUUACAUUUUUCAUUGCAUUUGACUCUGGAGAAACUCUGAUAACUUUAUCAGAGUAUGAUACAGUUGAACAACUAAAAAUAGAAAUCGACAAUGAUUUAAAUAUACCUGUGGCAAAUCAAGAAAUAAGUAACUGGUACAAGUCUCCUUCCAGUGAAGACACAAUCUUGAAAGAAUGUGUCUCGCCUUCUAAUGAUAUCCAUUGUUUAAAUGUUAAAGAAACUAAAUCUCCCAAACCUCAAGAUUUUUCCGUACAUUUUUCAAACAAUAGAAGCGAAAUAAGUGAAAAGGAAUUUCUAGAACGAGAAAUGAGUGCUAUCAGUAGAUUAAAAGAGAAAUUACCUUCAAAUUUGCCAUUCAAAUUGAGGCAGAUGUCUUUUCAAGAUGCAGUCUCCAAUUUAUCUAAUCCUGGAAGCCAGAAAGCCUUGUUAUUGUACCUGCACAACUCCCAGGAUUCUUUCUCACAAGAAUUCCUUAACCUAAUCCACGAUGAAGAAAUCAAAACAAUCAUUGAAGAAGUUUUCUUCGUUAUUGGAUGGGAUGUUGAAGAUCAGUACCACCACAGUGCCCUAAAACGUGCCUUAGAACCUUAUGGCCAGUUGUUAAUUAUUUCACAACUAAUCACAAAUAAAAGUAGUGCUGCCAUUUGCUUGAUUCCAGACAAGAGUGGAGUGGCCUUAUUUUUUUGUUUGAGAGGACGCUUUGGCUUUCAGAGUAUGUUGGAAAGUUUUCGGGCUGUUAGGCAACAAUUUGAACCUAACAGUUGUGAUAAUUUGGAAGAUAAUGGCAAAGAUGAACAUACUACAGCCAUGGAAAUUGAAGCAAUAAAGAGUCUGAAGAAAAAGUUGCCCAAAGACAUUUCAGUUACAUUCAGGGAAGUAGUAUUAGACGAUGCUCUUAAAUUUAUUUGCACUUCACCCUUCAACGAGCGCAAAGCACUUUUACUUUAUCUUCAUAAUUCUGAGAUGCCCUUCUCGAAGAUGUUUUCGGGAAACUUACAAUCCAGAGAACUGGCACAAACUUUAAACAGAAACUUCCUAGUUUUGGGUUGGGAUGUCGAAAAUCCUGAUUACCAUGAUGUCUUAGUUACUACCUUAAGUCGCCAUGCUAAUUUGGCCAUUGUAUCAGAUCUUGUACUUGGUAAAGUGUCUAUAGCUCUAUGUAUACUGCCAGUAAAUGGUACUAUAAGUGUAUUUUUAUGCCUACGUGGUAAAAUAACUUUAGCACACGCAAUCAAGAGCUUAAAAGAAGUUGAAGUGGCCUUCAAUAAGGAGAUAGAGAGGGAAAAAGAAUUGGCUGAGAUAGAACGUCAGAAAAGUAACCAAAAUGACUUGGGUUCAGAGAAAUUGCAUAGUAUUUGGGCUGAUAUGUUAGGAGAUAGGGACUAUGAUAGCUUUGAGUUUGAUCAGCAUAACUAUUUGAAAGAUAAAAUUGGUUUUGCACUCAAGGGUCCUCCACAACAGACUAGUGGAUAUGAGGAAAAGACUAAGACGCACAUUGACUCUUUAUUUAAAGUUAUCCAAACCCAAAGUAAUGCCAUUGCUCAAUUUAAAGAUCAUAUUGAAAUAUCAUUUGUUUACAACUGUUUGGAACCACUUCCGGAGGAGAAACUGAAAAGAUCGAAGAAAUUUUCCGAUUACAAUCCACAAACGGAUGUAAAUCCAGUGCCUAUCUUUAUUUUGAGGAAAUGCCGAGGCAGCCAAAAUCCAUGCAGAGUAUUUAUAGAUGAUAAUGGAAGGGUUUAUCGAAGUUGGACCAAUUAUUUAAUAAAUAACAAGUAUCCGAAAUGUGAGAUGGUUGUUCCAAGAAAUGGGAGGUACGAAGUAAGGAACAAUACAGUUCUUCUAGAACGCCACUUAUCACCUCCAUGUCAUUUGGACAGUAAACUUCUUCAAGUAGGAGAUAUAGUAACUAGUAUAGCAGGCCUGGCUUCAGGUUGUGUUUUUGUGGCUACAGCUGGUUUAGCAGUUGCUCCACCUGUUUUAAUAGCUGCAGGUGUCGUUGGAGCUGGAGCAGGAGCAUGGGCUCUUGGCAGGAGUAUUUACACAUUGUACGAUAGGAGGGCGCAUAAAGAGACAAUUAGUUUUAUGAAUUCAGAAGCUAGAGGAGCUUACUUGAACAUCGUGGCAGGUUCUUUAGGGUUCGCAGGAGCGGGAGCUAAUGUGGCAUUGACACAAUUGGCCGCACGAGGUGUUAAUCUUGGACAAGGUGCUACUUAUUUGGUUAAUACAAUCGGUGUUCUGAAUCUGGGUGCAGGAGGCGCAAGUCUUAUCAAUUCAGGAUAUGAUGUUUUCGAUCAGUGGUACAAUGAAAACCAAACUCCAUCAGCACUGACUAUAUUGCAACUGAGCUCGUCUGUAUUAUUCUUUGGGCACGCAGUUUACAAUUUCAGAGGGGCACAAACUAUUAUCGAGGAAACUCAAGCUAGAGUUUUGAAAGACUAUCAAGAUUCUUUGAGAAGCAAUAGGCACAGAAAAACUUUUAAUAAGCUGAUGAAAGAAACUAUCAGAACCCAAGGAGAUGGAGCCAGAGGCAGAGCAGAAGUAAUAUCAGCUAUAAGAAACAUACAAAAUAAAGAUGAAGUUUUUGCGGCUUUAACUAGAAACAAUAAGGCAAUGAAUGAUGCAGGUAUCAAGAUUUCAGCUCAAGAUGGAAAAAUUACAUUAGGAGGCAUCGCUGUGGAUAUGAACGAAUUUAUUGGUUUCAACAAGAAACAAACGGAAGUUUUUCUCAAUAAUUUGGCCCAAGACAAAUCAGUAGUUAAUUUAGGAGCUUCGUCCAGUUCAAAUCCUACCAACAACAAUAAUUUACUUAAAACCGCUAUAAAUGGCUUGUUGGAUGAUAUGAAAAUUGAUAGUUCCACUAUUAAUUUACCAGAAUUAAUAAAAUUGACAUCAAAAAUUUUAAUAUUUUGCAGUAGCGACAUUAAAUCUAAAGUUAUUAAUGCCAUUCAGCAAGCGAUACAUUAUAUCAUCACUAAAGUAUCCAGUUCAUUUGCAGAAGAAAUCGAUCGAAUUUUACCAAAACAUUCUCAAUUUUUUGAAUUUUUGCGCUUGGGUGUUUCAUACUUUAGUCAAAAAGUUGACGAAUGGGAGCAGAAAUAUCAAAAAUACCAACAAACAGGAGAUCCAAUAUAUAAAGAUCCAAUAUUUGAUAAAAUAAAUCCUUUAUACGUGAAACGUACUGUGGCAUUUUUUGAAUUGGCUGUUAGUCAUAGCUUUUCGGGUGAGCAUCUCAUCAGAGCAGUAUUAACUGAGAUUGCAGGAUAUGUUACUGCUUGGAUUGCCAGGCUUAUAUUUGAAAACGAAGAGAAAAAGGAGAGUGAAAAGAGGCGGGAUCGUCAUUCUGCAGGAUUUAGAGCCAGUAGAGUAAAUUGUAGCAUUUGUGGGGGAUAUUAUUUUGAGCAUGGAAAUUAGUGAAUUUGGACUAUGUGAUAAGUUUGUUCUGGUGCUAAAUUUUCUUUGGAAAAUGUAUUAGUCUGCAAUUUUGAGUUCCUCGUCCAUACAUGUAUAUUUUUUAACAAUCAAAAUCAUUGGUCUUGGUCUUAGGAUGCUAUUGCUACAUACAUAUAAGACAUAAUUUAUAUGAAUUUACUAUUUGCUAGAUUUGAUAAUAAUUAUUUACCUAGGACCACCAUUUAUGUAAUAUUUUAGGUGAUCUGGGAGUUGGAUAAAAGUAAUGCUGCAAGUCAAUCUUGAUAAUAAUGAAAUAAUAUUCAAAUAUUAAUUUUAUAUAAAAUUAUUUUUGUUUUACAAAAUUGAAAAAGGCCAUUGAUUUUUUUAUUCCCUUCUCUUCUUUAUUCAAAAUUGCGGUCAAUAUAAAGGAUAUUGACAUUCAACCAAUAAGGGUAUUGUCCGUAGCUUUGGUUGGAGAGUCAAUACUCUUUUUUUUUUUUUAAAUUUUGUAAUUUGUCUUGUAAAAAUAAUUGUAAGUUUUAUUGUUACCAUAGUUAAAUCCAAAGAGUUUUUAGAUACCAACCAUUAUGCAGCUGAAUAUUUUUACGAUUUUAAAAUUAAGUUAAAGUUUUUAUAGAUGUUUUUGUUAUGUAUAUUGUAUAAUUUUAUCUAUUUUUAUAGCAUAUUAGGCAAAUUAAUUGGUUAAGCUACAGAAAAGUUUUUAAUUACCUAGAUAUGUAUUAGUGCUUCUGCUAGUGGGUAACCCAGUAUUUUUACCCCGAGUCCUAUGUUUACUUGCAACUUAUCAAGCAGUCUUUAUUUUCAGCUGUAAAGAGCUGUGGAAAGCCUUGAAGGUUUGUGAUUUAAAAGAAUAUUAGUGAAAUACAUGAUGGCCUUAUUUUAUUUAAAUUUUGUAUUUUUAUAGGCCCAUAAUAUUUGGUACACUUAUUUAUAGAGUAAUAAAAUAUAUUAUAACGAU
Messenger RNA from Ceutorhynchus assimilis (cabbage seed weevil), 5288 nucleotides. Lineage: Eukaryota; Metazoa; Arthropoda; Insecta; Coleoptera; Curculionidae. The record is from the annotation of a GenBank genome assembly.